Molecule: messenger RNA, 2182 nt
Organism: Heteronotia binoei (common prickly gecko)
Lineage: Eukaryota; Metazoa; Chordata; Lepidosauria; Squamata; Gekkonidae
Product: cytochrome P450 2J2-like
Exons: 8
Coding region: 33-1364 (443 amino acids)
Biological process (GO): arachidonate metabolic process; xenobiotic metabolic process
Cellular component (GO): cytoplasm; intracellular membrane-bounded organelle
Molecular function (GO): oxidoreductase activity, acting on paired donors, with incorporation or reduction of molecular oxygen, reduced flavin or flavoprotein as one donor, and incorporation of one atom of oxygen; heme binding; iron ion binding
Source: RefSeq, a predicted model, not a curated record
CAGGCAUCUAUGGAAACAUCCUCACGGUGUGGAUGGGACCGAUCCCAGUGGUUGUGCUGAAUGGAUACGAGACAGUCUCCGAGGGUCUUCUUUUGGAAGAACUUUCCGGAAGGCCUCUGACGCCAUUCUUCAGAGCUAUGAUGGGAGACAGAGGAGUUUUCCUUACUAACGGCCACACUUGGAAGCAGCAGAGACGUUUUGCCUUCACCAUCCUCAAGAACCUGGCGACGAACAUCCAGCAAUGCAUACAAGGGGAAGCCGACUGUCUUGUGAAGGUGCUGGCGAACAAGCAAGGGUCAGCCUUUGAACCGAAACCUGACAUGAUGCGUGCCGUUGCCAACGUGAUCUGCGCCACCGUGCUCGGUCACCGCUUUACCGAAGAGGACCGCUCUUUCAACAAGAUGAUCAAAGCCAUCUACUUGAUCAUUUUUGUCCCAUUCACUCCGUUGGGCAGGCUGUAUGAUGCAUUCCCAACGAUUAUGCACCGUCUACCGGGACUCCACCAGCGGGUCUUGAAAUACAGUGACUUCUUGCAUGAGACUGUGAGGGAGGAAGUCCAAAGCCACAAGGCAAAAUGGAAAGAAGGGAAGAAAUCGCAGGAUCUGAUUGACUUCUACCUGGAUCACAUGGAAAAGACCAAAGGAGACCCAACCUCCACUUUCAGUGAAGAGAACAUGGUUCAAAUCAUGGUUGACCUUUUAAUUGGAGGGACGGAGAACGCAGCCUCCCUUCUUUGUGGGGCGCUGCUCUUGAUGAUAAAACACCCAGAGGUUCAAGAAAAAGUGCUAGAGGAAGUCAAUGGCGUUCUGGAACCUUCCCAAAUGGUCCGUUACGAGGAUCGGAAAAAACUGCCAUACACCACUGCCGUGAUCCAUGAAAUCCUUCGUUUCAUCGACGUUGUGGGCACUGGACCUUUCCGGCUAUGUCUGAAGGACACCACAAUGCUCGGGUGCCCCAUUGCAAAGGGGACUCUCAUCCUGCCUAACUUGGCCUCUGUGCUGGCCGACCCCGAGCACUGGAAAUCGCCUUUCGAAUUCAAUCCAGGGCACUUCCUCGACGCCAAGGGCGACUUUGUGCCCCAUAAAGCCUUUCUAGCUUUUGGAAUAGGGCGCCGUGUGUGCUUGGGAGAACACAUGGCCUGGGUGGAGCUCUUCAUCUUCUUCACCACCCUGAUCCGGGCUUUUGUCGUCCAGCUGCCGGAGGGAGAGCAGGACCUCGACCUCCGCAGCACACUGCAGUCUCCCCGCCAGCACCACUACAAGCUCCGUUUCCUUCCCCGUCAAAGCAACUCGGCCGAAAGGCUAGAGUGCCGGACUGGGAUCCGGGAGACCCUGAGUUCGAAUCUCUCCCGCUCUUGCCCGUGAAGGUUGCUGAGUGACCGUGGGCCAUUCGUUCUCUCUCAGCCUAACCUACCCUGAGGGGGUUUUCCGUGAGGAUACAGCGGAAGAGGGGAGGACCGUGCUGAAAGCCGCUUUGGGUCCCUCUUGAGGAAGAGACUGAGCUGUGCGUAAAUAAAAUCCGUGCGGAUGCAAUUCAUUCCCGAGAGCAGUAGGUUAAAGACAGGCAAGGAUAGGAAUGCAGAAAAUGUUCAGGCUCUUCCUCCUUGUUGGGGGUGUAAUCUCAAGCCCCAGUAAUGGGGACAGAACUAGAUGCAACUGCUCUCCUUAGAACUACAGUAAGAACUACUCUUAUUGUAGAAUUCCCCCCCCCCCACCAGUAUCUAGAUGGUACCUUUCCGCCCAUAAUGUAAUGCCCUCAACCAGGGACAGGGCCUUCUCAAUCACAGCCCCUCGCUGGUGGAACCAGUUACCGGAAGAGGUCAGGGCCCUGCGGGAUAUUGGACAGUUCCGCAGGGCCUGUAAGACAGUCCUCUUCCGGUUGGCUUAUAACUGACCGGCACCAAAAUACUGAAGGAAGUCUAUAGAUAGCACACUGUUGGAUUGAUGUAUUGAUAUUAAUGUUUUAGAUAUGUAAAUGGCUAUUGUAUUUUUUGUAUUUUAAUGCUAUUGUAUUUUAAUUUUGAAUUUUAUUGUUAGAACUUUUAUGCUGUGAGCCGCCCUGAGCCCGCUUCAGUGGGGUAGGGCGGGAUAUAAAUAAAAAAUAAAUAAAUAAAAAAAUAAAAUAAAAAUAAAAUAAAAUAAAAUAAAAUAAAAUAAAAUAAAAUAAAAAAUACUGGAGAGCC